AUGUCUGCAAGUAUUCCUGCCUCAUCCCUGAUGACCGUCGAGACUGUCUAUGGAAAAGUGAUUGGUUAUGAGGACCUCGGGACUCAUGAGACAAAGAACGCCGACCUGCAAUCCAUUGGAGCACUAUCCAUUGAUGAUACCAGAGUUCCUGUCAGAAAGUUCUUAGGGAUUCCUUACGCUCAAGCCGAAAGAUGGAAAAGAGCAGUCCCUCCUACGCCAUGGAGUGAGCCAAUAGUCUGCCACAAGUUUGGGCCGUCGAUUCCGCAGCCCCAAAUCACCCUGUUUGAUUCGUUCUACGAUCCCCCAUUGCUCAGCAAACCCCAGACCAACCAAUCAGAAGAGAAAGGGUUCACCGUCAAUGUCUUCUCGUCACCUGGCGUCAAAGAGGGCGAUAAGGUGCCCGUCUUGGCAUGGAUAUUUGGAGGAGGCCUCUUACACGGAUGCAGUUGCAUCCCGAUGUACGAUCCCACCGAAUGGAUCCGAAGGGAAGCCACCAAAGGCCACAAAUUCAUCGUCGUCACCGGCAAUUAUCGGACCAACCUGCUCGGCUUCCUGGCCAGCUCUGAUCUGGCUCAAGAGGAUCCCGAUGGCAUGGCCGGAAACUACGGGGCCUACGAUUGUAUUUCUUAUUUGCAAUGGGUCCAAAAUAACAUCGCCAAGUUUGGAGGUGAUCCGGAUAACGUGACCGCUUUUGGCGAAUCCGCUGGAGCGUUGCUUCUUUCCCAUAUCAUGGUUUGCAAAGAAAAGCUUUUCCGUCGAGUGAUUCUUCAAUCAGGAGCCGUGAACACCUUACCAACGGUAUCCUGGGAAACGCACGAAAAGAACUAUCAAGAGCUCCUAGAAAAAGCGUGUAUCAAAGCGGAGAGUAGAUCGGAGCGAUUAAAAGCCUUACGGGCUGUGCCGAUCGAGGAGCUCGUUGGUUAUUUUUCGCAAUCUGUGCGAGUGGUAGGGUUAGCGGAGGAGACGACGAGGUCGGCGAAAGCGGUAUGGAACCAAGGAUGUGUGCUUACGCGAUUAAAGGAGGGACAUUGGAGUCCGCACAUCGAGUCAGUGAUGAUGGGUGUCUGCAAAGACGAGGGCUCGUUGUUCGCCUAUAUGUGUCAAAGCCAUACCCCUCCUGGAUACCAAUUCUCGCAAAUCGAACUCUUGAAUGGCGCCUCCUACGCCCAAUUGGAUCCGCUCUAUCGUCUCCCUAAUCAAGAUCAGAUCGAUAACCCCGUCGAUGGCGCACCCUUGGAUUUGGCUCAAUGUUCCGGAAGCCAACCCGCCGGUGAUAGACUCUUUAAAGUCCCCAUGGAACUCUUGCUUUGCGCUUUGGACGAUACUAAAAACGCCGAAACUCAAAAACCUUUGUCCAUCUUCGUUUAUACCUUGGAAGGAACUGCCGUAGAAACUAACUCUCCUGGUAGAUCUUUCGGCGUCACUCAUACCGUCGACAUUGUUUUGCUCUUCAAUAUGAGUCACUGUUGGGCUCCAGAUUCGGAGAGUGCAAAAGUAUCAGCCACGCUAGGAAAGACGUGGUACAACUAUGCGAAAGAUGGACGUCCAGGCUUGAAUUGGCCCGAAUACGCCACUCAAUCGUCGCCCUACAAGCUAGUAUUCCAACAAGACGGAGAAAGUGUGCUCCAAGAUGUCCGCGACCGGCCGGAGAUCGAGAAGGAGCGGAUCAAGUUCUGGGCCGAGCAUCUCGAUCUCGCCGAGUUCUGGGAGCCGCCUGUCAUCGGCAUCUUGGACGGCUCUAGUUCCACCGAUUCGUCGGAGAUGCGCAGCGAAAAUACUAAUAAAAGUCUUUGA
Puccinia graminis f. sp. tritici CRL 75-36-700-3 is the source of this 1794-nucleotide messenger RNA. RefSeq lists its product as uncharacterized. The record is from RefSeq and is a predicted model, not a curated record. The transcript has 11 exons. Bases 1 to 1794 code for a protein of 597 amino acids. NCBI's taxonomy places the organism in Eukaryota, Fungi, Basidiomycota, Pucciniomycetes, Pucciniales, Pucciniaceae.